AUGGCUCCUAGGUCAGUGUCUGCUCCGGGACAGCCCUGCUGCUGCGGGCAGAGCCCGGCCACCAAACUGGGAAUGAAACACCUGAGGAAGCCUCAGCUAGACCAGGGCUUCACUGCGCUGCCGGAGCCGGAGGCGAUCCCAGCGUGUGGUGAUGGUGAAGAGGAAGACCCUGUUGUCCGUGGAGCUGCCAAUCCCUAUGAGGAAGGGAACUUGCAGGUUUUCUUUAAUGGAAUGGUUUUAGUGUCUUUCAGAAUCAAUGUGGCAAACUCCUUGCUGGAAGCGCAGGUGGAAGGCCACCCUGGCUGGCUCCUGGCAUGCCACAAGCGCUGGAGCCUCUCCCUGGGCACCCUGCUCUGCCGGCAGCUCGGGUACCUCAGAAUGAUCCACCAGGAAGGAUUGAACCUGACGAACGUCAAGGUGAAUGACACACAGGAGUUCGUUCAGGUGAGACCCCACCGGGAUGGCAGCCUGGAAGACAUGUGGCAGGUCAGGAGCAGCUGUGAAUCAGGUCGCGUUGUGUCUCUGAAAUGCUCAGAGUGCGGGCUGCGCCCCGGCGCCGUGCGGGUAGUCGGGGGGACGGAGGUGUCCCCGGGGCGCUGGCCCUGGCAGGUCAGCCUGUACCAGGGCUCCCGGCACCACUGCGGAGGCUCGGUGCUGGCACGGGAAUGGAUCAUCACAGCAGCUCACUGCGUGCACAGUUACAGGUGGCUUCAAGCCUCUGCCUGGCUGGUUUUCGCUGGCAUUAUCACCCAUGGCUCCAUCAAACAGGAGGCCGGAGUAUCGGUAAAGAAAAUAAUUUACCACCCGCUUUAUAACGACAGUAGCCUAGACUAUGACAUUGCUCUGAUGAAGCUCCAAGUCCCCCUGAACUUCUCAGGUGCCAUCCGUGCCGUGUGUCUGCCACCCUCCCACCAGGACCUCUUCCAGGGCACCCCGUGUUGGGUCUCUGGCUGGGGCUAUACCAGACCAGACCAAGGGCAGGUCACGGAGACACUGAAGGAAGCUCUCGUUCCCUUGAUCGGAACCAAGAGGUGCAAUAGUUCGUGCAUGUACGCAGGCGAGCUCACUGCCAGGAUGCUGUGUGCCGGCUACCUGCGGGGGAAAAUAGAUGCGUGCCAGGGUGACAGCGGUGGCCCCCUGGUUUGCCAGGAUGGAUUCACGUGGCGCUUAGUAGGCAUUGUGAGCUGGGGCCAGGGCUGUGCUGAACCCAACCACCCCGGGGUCUAUACCAAUGUGGCUCAGCUUCUGCCGUGGAUUUAUCACAUCACAGAGAUCUACUAG
Molecule: messenger RNA, 1281 nt
Organism: Chroicocephalus ridibundus (black-headed gull)
Lineage: Eukaryota; Metazoa; Chordata; Aves; Charadriiformes; Laridae
Gene: TMPRSS5
Product: transmembrane serine protease 5
Exons: 11
Coding region: 1-1281 (426 amino acids)
Biological process (GO): proteolysis
Cellular component (GO): membrane
Molecular function (GO): serine-type endopeptidase activity
Source: RefSeq, a predicted model, not a curated record